AGGAAGCCCCAGUAAACACACUGACCUGACGGCCGCUGCUGCGCGUGCUGCUGUUGUUGCUCUGUCUUCUUGUCUCGGGAGGAUAUUCUGCGGAGUGCACCUGGCUGUCUGAUGGAGACCAGACAACAAGGUUUUCUGGACUCGGAGCCUCUGAGAGAAGCUGACGAAGACAUGGCGUCAGAGAUCAACCUAAACAACUGCCUCUUGACCGAGGAGGAGAGAGAGGAGAUCCAGCAACAGCUAGCUAAACUGGAGGAGGAGAUCAGUACGUUGCGGCAGGUCUUGUCUUCCAAAGAGAAGCAGCACGCAGAGCUCAGACAGAAACUUGGCGUAGGUUCUCUGAGCGAACUCAGGAACAACUUAAGCAAAGGAUGGCACGACAUGCAGACCUCCACAGCCUAUAAGAAGACCUCAGAGACGAUCUCCACAGCCGGACAGAAAACCUCCGUCGCCUUCACCACGCUGGGCAGCGCCAUCACCAGGAAGUUCGGGGACAUGAGCAUGGUUGGUCUAGAGUUACUGUUUCCUCGGAGGUCCAACUCUAUAGGCUACUCUUUCAGACACUCAAUGAGCAUGCCCACCAUGAGAAACUCUCCCAGCUUCAAGUCUUUUGAGGAGAAAGUCGAGACUACAGUUUCUACUCUAAAGACAAAGGUGGGCGGUGCAGAGACAGGGGGCAGCUUUGAGGAAGUCCUCUCCUCCGCAGCGAACGCCAGCUCUCAGGACACGCCCACUAACAACUUGACGGACAGCUCCGAGAGGCCGUGAUAGAGCGGCACCGUAAGGCUGGACUCAAAGACCAGGAACUGCUGUAGUGCAGAACUUAUCUUCUAAAUACUCUUGACUGAAAUGUUACAGAACACCUGUAUUAGAUCCCUCGUGCUAGGAUGCUUACAACCAUGUUUGAGAUGAAGCCUCCUAACCCUGAAUGCUUGAAAGGAAGUUUGAGAAAUGUCUUGUUUGGACCAAAUUGACCCUAAAUAUUCCAAAUAGGCAGUUGUCUGCCUUUAUUUUUUAAAAGGUCACAACAGCAAACUUACUGUAAUGGGGGGCUAACAAUAAACCCAGUGAGACCCUCAGAUAAUUCCACACAUAACUCAACUCGGUUUAAAGGAAACAUCCUUUGUAAUAAUCUAAAAUACAUUUGACCAAGAGACGAAUGUCUUUGUUGAAUUACUCUUUCUAUAGUGUGGUGCACUCAACCAAUAGGAGUGUAUUGCCAGCUCCAUACCACAGACGUUGAUCCAAUGAGGCGAGACGCAGCUAAGCUUGUGAAAACAGCCAGUACAGUAUAUCAACUUUACUUCACUACACCUGUCAUACCAAAAACUACAUUUUUAGGGUAUUAAUAGAAAUAAGUAGUUGAUAAUAGUCUUUAUGUUACAUUUUCAAGUACCUUGUACUUUUUACUAAAUGUUUUAAAAUGUACAUACAGUAUAACAUACAUUGAUGGAAUCCUGAAGUCCUGGGUAAAACUAAUUAUUUGUAAACUUGCACAAAUGACUUUUCAAUACGACUAAAGAUCUGAAAUGUUGUUAUGGCAACUCAAAAUAUAUUUGAUGGGAUAACUUUGCAAAUGCAGCCAGUUAUAAUGCUUUUUGAAAAAUAACAGCCUACUGUUCUACGCAUAGCUGAAUGCAAAACACUGACAGAGAGGCUUGCUAGAAUAUGGAGGUUGCGCAAAAUUAUAUAAAUCACUUAUGCUAAGAAUUAUCUUCUUCACUCUAGCAGUUGAAAAUUGACAUUUGACCCUGAAAUGGUUUCUGUGGCCUUUUGCCUAUGUUACUGAUGACAAAAUAACAUUAAUAUACCGAUUUCUUUUAACUUCCUGGUGCAGGAUAAACUGUUAAAUGCUGCGAGAUAACAAAGUUUUACUGAGUAUGUUAGGAAAAGGUUGGUGCCACAAAACGUUAAACAUGUUUAUUCAUUUGUGUGUAAAAACAUUGUUUUAUUUUUUACUUUUCAAGUACCUGCAUAACUUUGCCAUCAAGUUUCAAUAUAUACUCCGUUUCAUGUUUCACUUAUGUUUAAUUUCGUUCUUUUUUGCCGUGGUUUGAGAAGAUCUCCGGGAUCGUUUCAUGAAAUGUGUUCAAUAAUAUUCAUGUUAACGUUCAUAUAUUGAAAUACUGAGGUAAUGCAUGUUCUGUUAUUGGGAAAUAAACUACUGAUCUGUGACAUUCAGAAAACAUUGUGUUUGACAUCUGCAUACAAAUAAUCACAAACUAUUAUAAACAACUGGUUUUAUGGCUGAUGGAAUGAUAUUAAAGAUUGUUUACCCAAACU
This is a messenger RNA of Notothenia coriiceps (black rockcod), 2283 nucleotides long. It is a transcript of the gene tpd52l1, whose product is annotated as tpd52 like 1. Gene Ontology annotation, cellular component: cytoplasm. Bases 112 to 768 code for a protein of 218 amino acids. NCBI's taxonomy places the organism in Eukaryota, Metazoa, Chordata, Actinopteri, Perciformes, Nototheniidae. The record is from RefSeq and is a predicted model, not a curated record. Gene Ontology annotation, biological process: positive regulation of MAP kinase activity; positive regulation of apoptotic signaling pathway. The transcript has 9 exons.